Messenger RNA from Manihot esculenta (cassava), 393 nucleotides. RefSeq lists its product as uncharacterized. The record is from RefSeq and is a predicted model, not a curated record. NCBI's taxonomy places the organism in Eukaryota, Viridiplantae, Streptophyta, Magnoliopsida, Malpighiales, Euphorbiaceae. The transcript has a single exon. The coding region runs from base 1 to 393 and encodes 130 amino acids.
AUGCCAUGGAUUAUUGUUGAUGACUUUAACGAACUUCUAAGGUCACAUGAGAAAAGGGGGAUCUUAGGUCAUCCAUCUUACCUUAGUAACCAAUUUCAACAAGUGUGGCUUGACCUAUAUCUUCAAGACUUAGGUUAUGUUGGUACCCAAUUUACUUGGGAAAAAUGGAGGGGCACUGAUAGAUGGGUGGAGGAGUGGUUGGAUCGUGCCGUUGCAUCUCGAUCGUGGAUUUCAUGGUUUGGAGCUGCAAAGAUUUAUCAUAUCUCUCACACUUCAUCAGAUCAUAUUCCCAUCUUCCUUGAUCUACGCAAAUUCGUUCCUAAGGUACAAACUAAGAACUUUAAGUUUCAGAAUCAUUGGUCUUAUGAAGAGGAGUGUGGCCGAUUGGUUUAA